AUGAAGUUCAUCAACAGGAUCACCGUGUUUCUGCUGCUGCUCCUGGCUGGCGUGACCAAGCCGAAUCAAGCAUGUAAGCUGUACUCCAAGAGCAACCUGCGAACCAAGUCCGAUGGCGUGCAGUUUCUACGGCUCAAAGAGGACUUCCCGGUAGGUGGUGAGAUCGUGUCAUUGUAUGCGUACCCACGCAACUCGAUCCUGAUCCCACGCACCGAGAACUCGAGCGACUACGAGUACUUCAAGUUGAAGGAAAUCAACAGCACGGUGGUGAGCGUCAUCCUGAAUCGUAGCCUCGACGGCCUGGUCGACUCGGACGACCCCCAGAGCAUCCUCAAGUUCAGCGUUUUCUGCAGCGGCACGUCAGCGGCGUCGUCGUCGUCGGCGGCCUCCAAACAGGACAACUCAUCAUUUUUUACAAUUACUGUUUACAUUGAAGAUAUUAACGAUAAUGAUCCCGAAUUUAUCAAUCUACCGUACGUGGUAACGCUCGACGAAUCAACGCCAAUUGAGACGGUGGUGUUUAAUAGAAUUAAGGCAAUUGAUCGUGAUAAGCCAAACACGCCGAAUUCCGACCUCGAGUACGCGCUGGCGGCGAAGCACAUGAAGAGCGGCGACUUUCCGUUCCGGCUGGAGGGUUCCCAGCGGCCAUCGUUGGUGUUGCAGCGGCCGCUAGACUACGACGCCGGUUGGCGUUCGAUGAGCGUCCAGAUUGUGGCAAGUGACCGGGGAAAUCCACCCCGAUCGGCCAACGCCACCAUCCGGGUGAACCUGCGUGACGUCGACGAUCUGCCACCGAUUUUCACACGCGCGCAGUACCGGACGCGCAUCAAGGAGUCGUUCCCACUGACGGGCAAACCCAUCCACGUGCCGUUGUAUGUCGAGCCGCCCAUCAUGGCGUUCGAUCAGGACUCGCUGAAUGAGACGCUCGUGUAUGGCAUUGUGGCUGGUAACGAACGGCAGCUGUUCUGGAUCGAACCAGAUACCGGUGUGCUGUUUAUGCAGAAGGAGAUCGAUCUCGAGAGUGAGUCCUUGCCUGACAACACGUUUGCACUGCAGAUCGAAGCGCAGCAGAUGAACGACCCCACGAAGAGUGCAUUCGCGCGGGUUGAGAUUGAGGUGAUGGACUUGAACGACAAUGUGCCGGAGUUUGAGGUGGAUCUCUACAACAUCUCCAUCAUUGAGAACCUGCCGAAGGGUUUUAGCAUCUUGCAGGUGAACGCCAUCGAUCGAGACCAGGGUGAGAACGCCGAGUUUUAUUACUAUCUGAUGGACGAGGACCCACCAGGUGCGUUCCUGAUCGAUCACGGUUCUGGCUGGAUCGUGGUGCGCGAUGAAACUUUUCUCGACAAGGAACAGCGUGGUUCCCUCAAGAUGAACGUGCACGCAGUCGAGCGGAUCGAGCAAUACGACGGAAGCCGCAACUAUGGUCGAGUGCAAGUCGAGAUUACGCUGCUUGACACCAACGACAACACACCUGAGUUCGAGCAGGGUACGCUGUACGAGUUCAAGACACACUGCAACGCUACGGCUGGUACGAAAGUUGGCCGGAUCCGAGCACUCGAUCCGGAUGAUAAGGGUAAUGGACAGAUCCGAUACAGUGUCAAGAACGUGCGGCCAAACCUAGCCAUCCCAUUCCGGCUCGACCCGGACACGGGCGACAUCCGAGUGGCGGAAACACUCACCUACGGUAAGGUGGCAUUCUUCGUGGAAGCCCGCGAUCAACCGCAGAAUCCAUCGGAGUCACGAUUCAACGUGGCCCUGGUGACAAUCGACAUUGUGUGCCAGUCAAUCGAGGACAUCGAGUUCAUUGGUGCACCCUACGAAUUCUGGGUCGGAGCGGAUGCCGCCAUUGGUUCAUCGGUGGGUCAGAUCCGGACCACCUUUGACAUGGUCUCAGAUGAGGAGAUCUUCUUUGAUCUGCUGCAUUCGUACCCCGAGGGUGUGCCAUUCGCGAUAGAGGAGCGAUCAGGGAUCGUAACGGUGAUCGAGUCGAUGGAACGGUUUGAACGAAGGUGUUAUGAGUUCGAGACGGUUGUGUCCUAUCUACCAGACUCAGCCGGUAAGAACGUGGACGCACUAACACCUGAGGCAUACAACAGUCUAGAGAAGAUCAUUGUGACAAAUGUCACGAUCCACGUGAUCAAGAACAAUUUUAUGCUGCUGCGUGGCACCAACUCAACCCCGAUCGAGUUCCGCGUGAAAGAAAACAAGCCAAAUGCGUUGAUUGGACAGCUCAAGUUCCAGGACUUCCGAGAGCAAUGUGAUGCGGAUGAGAAAGGACCUCCACCGUUGAUCUCCGUGCGUGGUGACAAAAACCGAGGUGAUCGGCAAGUGUUCCAACUGAAUGGGGGCAAGAAUCGGACGCGAUAUGCUCGCCGGUUCACACGAGAUGUCGCGAGUCAGACAGGUCCAGUACGACUCUAUCCACUGGUGGCGUUCGACGUCGUUCCAAGUGCUACCAACGGCAGCCGGAAAGCGAGGAACUCGCGAAAUCCCACAAGUGGUGUGCAGUACUCUCUCGUGAACAGCUACGACGUAGCGGACAGGGUACACCUGACGAACGACGGAAAACUGAUGACGAUCAAAGGGCUCGAUCGCGAGCAGCAGGACGUCAUCCGAGUGACGAUCAUCGCUGAAUACUUCUACAAGCAGCGCACAUUUGCUGGUAUCUACCAGGUGUUGAUCGUGGUCGAGGAUGAAAAUGACAACCCGCCUACGUUCAAUCAACCGUUUUAUCUAGGUGUGAUUGCGGAAAACUCACCGAUCGGUACUGAGAUCGUGCUAAACAACCCGAUCAUCAUUUCCGAUGCAGACGCGCCUGGGCCAAACGCUGCCUACGAACUGCUGCUGUCGGGAGAAUCCAACUCCUUCGUUGCGCAGUUCUCCAACGCGACGCUUUCGAACUACAACAAGACGGUGGCGCACAUCUUCCGCAACCUACAGAUCGCGAACAUCGACCCAGGUGAGGCACGAUUUGGACGACCUAUCCACCGGCCACAUAAGCAGUUGGAUGACUCGAGUGGUAACGCUAGCACGCCACACUAUAACGUCCUGUUCAUGGGUCCAAACCGGCUCGAUCGAGAGGAGAUCGAAAGCCUCACACUCAAGAUGGUGGCCACCGACCGAGACAACCUGCUGUCGGAGGUUGAGCUAAGGAUCUUGAUCCUGGACGUGAACGACUGCGCACCGGUGUUCGAGCGCGUUGCCAUCUUUCGCAAGAGUCGCUGCGAAAUGCUGGAGAACUCAAGCGAUCUCGAGCUGAUGUACCUGGACGAGAUCGAGACUGAGGUGUUGCCAGAGUUCCUCGAGCGUUCUCCACCUGAGGUUGGUAGUCGCGUUUCGUACGGUGUGGACAGCCUGUUCGAAAUGGUUCAAUCGGCGCCAUACGUCGGCAUGCCACGGUUAUACGACGCUCAAGCACUGGUGAUUACGAACCGAACUACUGACCAUCGGGACAUGGUGAUGCGCCGCAAACUGUACAAACAGAAGGUCCGCCAGCGUGGUAGGAACGUACGAGCAGCCGCUAAGAAGCCCCAGCUCAGGUUCGGGCUACCUGAGAACGUCGAAGUCGGUAAGGUGAUCUUGAAACUGACCGCGAACGACGAUGACUUCGAGCGAAACGCGCAGGUGUUCUACGAGAUCGCCGCUCAGACGGCUGGGACCGAUCGAGUCGACUACUUCCGGAUCGAUCGGCACAAUGGUGAACUGCGAGUAGCACGUCGACUUCCACCCGAAACCGAUGUGCGGUUGAACGUGACCGCGAAGGAUGCAGGUGGGUUAACAGAUUUGCUUCAGGUGCAGUUCCGUGUGCACGAUGUCAACGACAACGCGCCCGUAUUCGAACGUCAGUGGUACACCUUCAACGUGGAGGAAGGCUCUUAUCCGAUCACGGGCAAGCGGAUUGGUCAGGUACGCGCGAAUGACGCUGAUACGGGUAUGAACGGGAAUGUCACGUACCUUUUGAUGGCUGAGGUUGACCAGAAGCUGCCGUUCUCGGUAUCACCACUUGACGGAACGGUGCGUGUAAGCGGUGAGAUCGACCGAGAAAUGGUUGCGUCCUACAGAUUCCGUGUGCUUGCUUCUGAUGGCAACCUCGAUCUCAAACUAUCCGCCACAGUGGACGUGGAGGUGAUCGUGCAAGAUCGCAACGAUAACAGUCCGGAGUUUGCGGCUUAUGAUGAGGUGAGGAGCGAUCGGAAUGCUAUCCAGCGAUUGCCGGUGUACGUGGCAUAUCUGGAUGUGAACGCACCCGUGGGUACCUUCGUGAAACAGGUAUUGGCACGUGACAGUGACUUCCGCGAGAAUGGCAACGGACUCGUCAUCUACUCGCUCACAGGCCAGAGCGAGGUAUUACAGUUUGGUAUUGAUCCUAAAGAUGGCGUCGUGACGACCGCAUCCCGAUUCACGCCCAAUCCGACUGCGGGGAAGAAAACCUAUCAACACCUAAACAUAACCGUAGUGGCGUCGGAUUUUGGGACACCACCGCGCUCUAGCAUGGCACUGCUGAUCGUGAACCUACAGGGUGAUGCGAGGCAACCAACGGCAACCUCCGAUGAAAAGCCACCAUUAUUUCCGUACAAGUACUACGAGCUGGAGCUGCGUGAGAACGACCCAGCACCGAGAAUCGUUCUAAACGUGACACUCUCGAAGCACUACGCUGGAGACACGUUCCGGUGGGAGAUCGUAAGCGAGUCACUUGAGGAUCAGUUCCGAAUUGACGAACGGAAUGGUUCGUUGUGGUUGCUAAAGCCACUCGAUCGUGAAGAGCGUGACUCUUACGAGGUGCGGAUUCGUGUGCAGCGAAUUCGACGAGAGACCCGCAGCAUUCCAAGUGUGCUGUAUGCGCUUGAGAACCCGGUUAAACGGAAAAGCUCCAGUCGACUAUACGACAACGAGGUCGAGAUCAUGGUGAAGGUGAUGGACGUGAACGACAACGCGCCAGUGUUCCGGGAGAACUACGGACCGAUCAUCUCCGUCGUCCCGGACACCGCCAACUACGGCUACGCUGUCAUGAAGGUGCAGGCCACCGAUGAGGACGCUGGUAGCAAUGGAGCAGUUCGAUACUCGUUGCUGAACGAACCGGCGCGGUUGUUUGCCAUCGAUCCACUAUCUGGACAGAUCCGACUGCUAAACGCUCUGUCCACGUUCAAGGAGAAGGUGUUCGGGUUCGACGUGAAGGCAACCGAUCGCGAGGGUGCUGACGAUGGCCGGUCGACGAUCGCGAACGUGUUUGUGUACGUGUUACACGCACAUCAGGAGGUGUGCUUGAUCCUAGCGGGUCUGCCCGUGGACAUCGAGAAGCAAUUGGCGAUGAUCUCCUCCAGCCUGAGUACGGCUACUGGUUAUGAUGUUCGGAUACGAGCGCUCGAGAGCAACGCAAAGGUCGACGAUGCAACUAACCUGUAUCUGUACGCGAUCGAUCGGAAGACGAACGGGCUUGUGGAGAUGUCCGAACUGCAACGAUCACUAGCGCGACUCGACAUGUCGAAUCUGAAGCCACACCUGCCGAUCAUCGAGCUGACCGAGCUGGCAGUGAACUCGAUUGAGCCGCACUCAUUCGACGCCGCUGGCAUGAAGGGCAUCGAGUUGGCUACGGUCGUGAUCGGAGGGUUGAUCUUCGCUGGUGGAACUGCAACAGCCCUCUGCAUUGCCUGUGCCCGGUACCGGCGGCUCAUACCGCUGCCGAAUGGAGUCAGUGGUGGCGUCGGUGGAGGCGCCGGUGGAGGUGGCAGCAGUAACACAUCCGCGGAGGAUGUGCGCGUGCGAGGAUCCGUGUCAAGGAUCGGACUGGGUACCAACACCACGAGCAGCACACGACCGAUCACCGGUGCAGACAUUCAACCCGUCAUCAAUCGGUCCGACCUGAAGAGUUCCAUCUUCCAUCCGAACUUUCAUCGGCAGUUCGUAACGAACAUCAGCACCGAGGCGGUCCCAGAGCACAGUAACGAAGGAAACAACAGCGACAGCUAUGAGGAUUCGCUGAAGGACUCGCUGACGUCGAAUACGAGCCUAUGA
This is a messenger RNA of Anopheles nili, 6015 nucleotides long. RefSeq names its product cadherin-89D (gene Cad89D). The transcript is spliced from 11 exons. Gene Ontology annotation, cellular component: adherens junction; plasma membrane; catenin complex. NCBI's taxonomy places the organism in Eukaryota, Metazoa, Arthropoda, Insecta, Diptera, Culicidae. The record is from RefSeq and is a predicted model, not a curated record. Gene Ontology annotation, molecular function: cadherin binding; calcium ion binding. The coding region runs from base 1 to 6015 and encodes 2004 amino acids. Gene Ontology annotation, biological process: adherens junction organization; calcium-dependent cell-cell adhesion; cell-cell junction assembly.